Molecule: messenger RNA, 3771 nt
Organism: Miniopterus natalensis
Lineage: Eukaryota; Metazoa; Chordata; Mammalia; Chiroptera; Miniopteridae
Source: RefSeq, a predicted model, not a curated record
CCUUUCUGCUGUGAGUGAAGUCAGGAAGCGCUGUCCUCUGAAUCUGAAAAUGAGAAUGAGUGAUUUAUUCAACGUUCAUGUAAAGCUCUUCUUGGUCUCUGAGGUUUUCCACUCCUUCUCCUGGUCUUCCACCCAGGCCACCGCAGCCCACAGCUGCACGCCUCGGUUUGGAACCGUCUUCUCCAGCCCCGUGGGAUUUGCUGAAGAGAGCUGCUCUCUGACCCAAAGAAGGCCUGUUGGAAACAAGCUCAGAAUCUCAGAUGCUUACAUUUUUGCAACUGGAGGGGAUCCUAAAAACCAUCUAGGAAACAGAAGUUCAGGAAAUGUCUCACACCAGCUGACACCAGGUUUAUUAGCACAGCACACAUUUGCUGUGAUAAAUGUGAGAAAGAAUGAGUCACAUCAGCAGCUCCGCGUGCUGGGUGCUUGUCUUGUUAACCUUUGCCGCAAGCCAGUGAGGCACCAACUAAUUAUCCUCACGUCACAGAUGAACUGGCUCAGUGAAAUACUGGCUUAAGGCGCUACAGUAACUGUGGGACCAGGCUCUGAACUCACUGGACUGUGGAUAGACAGCUCAGACCCUUCCUUUCCCACGGCCUGUGGUGGGGUUGACGAAGAGUGCAAACAUCCCCUGGCCUGCGGAAUUCGCUCCUGUGCCAAAGGGCAAAGAGCCAACAGAAUGAAGAGACGAGCUGAUCGUUUUGUGGGCUCACUGAGGUCAGGCCUAUAAAAUCAUCUGGCAUUUACCAACAACCUGAGGGCUUCCCCUGGGAAACAAGGACUACUUGUCUACCUGCAGCCUCUCCCCAGAUUUUCUAAGACUGGUUAUUACAAGCUAGAAGAUUCUGCAAGUUCCCUUUGUCCUUGGAAGAUCCACCCCCCACCCUCAAAGAGGGGGCCUUCAAAGUGUCAGAUUGGGGGCCAUAAGAAAGUCUUGCUGGUGCGAGUCUUCCUGUUGAGGUUGAGAGAUCAGGUUCAAAGCUCAAGCCGCAGCUUCCUCACCUCCACUCCCCAUCCCAUCUCCAAUCCCGAGAGGGAAUGUUCCUUCCCUCCCCCCACUGAGGCUCCCUGUAAAAGCCUCUGGAUUGUGCUGAGCUGGGGGUCAGAUUGGGAGUUUGAGGCAUCUUUUCUGCUCUCUGGGGAUAGACCCUAACCUCAUGGCAGAGGCUCCUGGGAAGGUGCCUCUCCAGAAGGAGUGGCUGUGGAAGCAGACAUCUCUUCUGAGCACACAGGGUGGAUGCUAAAUGAGAUAUACCCACACAUACCUAUCAGGAGGAUAGACUCUCACCAGUGCCAUUAAGUUGUGCCUGGAGGGACACCUUUGACCGCAGUACCUGUGCAAACUUUUCUGCAUGUUGAUACUACCCAUUCUGGAGCAAGUAGUUGACCUGCUAAUGACAGUGUUACUAAAGGUCCCAACGUGGCCUCAUUUUGCUAGCUUGCCAGUGAUGACAUGUUCUCUUUUUAGAGAGCACUCAUCAUUGUUAGCAAUCCAGCCAGCAGCUUUUAGCCCUUUGAGUGAUAAAAACCUGUAAAACUUUAUGAAAUUUAUACAUCUCCUUACCAGUAAAAUAUACAUGGGCACAUACAUGAUAUUGUUGCAUAUUGUAUUGGACACUUGAAGCCCAUUCCAGACCUCUACCACAUUGCAGACCGCCGUUCUAGAGUGAGCACCCUGGUCCAGGGACCUGGUCCGGUGUCCUGAACGCCUCCAGAAUGCAGUGGAGUUUCUGGUAGAUAAUAGAUACAGUACUUGGGAAAUGUGUUGCAAGUUGAAUGCAUUAAUCAACCUGGAAGCAAGUUUAUGAGAGCAAAGCUGCCUUGGUGGUACCCUGGCCCAGUACGAAUGACAUUGAGUGACACUGUGCAUGGUCAGAUGGGCUUUGGGUCCCACUUAGAAAAACUGCUGUAGGUCACAGAGGGAUGUGGGGGGCUGUGGAAAAGAAGGAAAGUAAUGGUAUUUGGGGGACACAGAUCCAUUAACCAUAGCACAGUCAGAUAAUAAGUCAGUCUCUAUCCCCCCACCUCCCCUAACCCCUCCUCUCCCUCACUCUUUUAUUCUGUCUUCCUCUUACUCUACUGUGGCUAUCAAGAGCUUUUGAAAGUAUAAAGAGCUUUCGAUCAGUGUUCAGAAUGGCCAAAGGUUAGCCUCCAGAGAUUUUUUAUUUUAUUUUUGCUGGAAUCACUACUAUGGCAGAGGUUAGUCACCACGCAGGCAGGAGCCACAGAACAGGUACUUUAGGUGGUAAUGAGAUGAGUCCAAGCCCACAGAGCCCUUCUGUUGUGCUCACAGAGGGGAAACCAACAGAACAGCCCAGGACCUGAGCUGUUGUUUCAGUCUCUAUAUUUCAAGUGCAUCUCCCCAAAGGACAUAUAAUUGAACAGAAGAUGCCAAGGCUGCCUCUAGCCAUAGAUUAUGGAAAGCCUCCUGAGACUGCCUUUCAGAGGCACAAGGAUGACCAUUUGCACCUGGGAUUUUCAAAUGCAGUUUCCUGGACUGGGAUUCAUGAGCAGUGGGAACAUCACCCAUGGAGCUGUGUGAAUCAUGAAUGUCAUGGAUCCUGUCUCAGAAGGUUUGGGAGGCCUUUCUGUUUAAAGCCGUUUUAGCUGGAAGAUGCUAAUUAUCAAUGAGGAGAAAGUGACACCUGAAGAGUUCAUCUUCCAUCUUGGUCCUUGCCUUCUCCUUUGAACUCCCUCUCUCCGGCCCUCUUUCCCACUUCAUCACUCGUCCCCCACCAUCAUAAAAGAGAGCUCUGCCCGGGCGGGCGGCAGAACUUUCUUUCUCACUUGCCAGGGAGUCGUUCCCUCCGCAGCUGUCUCACAGGCAUGGACAACCUGCGCGAGACCUUCCUCGGCCUGGAGGAUGGCUUGGGCUCUGACAGCCCUGGCCUGCUGUCCUCCUGGGACUGGAAACACAGGGCAGCACCCUUUGAGCUGAACCAGGCUUCGCCCACUCAGAGCCUGUCGCCGGCCCCGUCGCUGGAGUCUUACACCUCUUCCUGUCCGGCUGUGGCUGGGCUGCCCUGUGGGCAUGGAGGUGCCAGCAACGAGGGCAGUGAUGGCUGCAGCGGCCAUGGCACUGGUGGCCUGGUAGAGGUGGACUACAAUAUGUUAGCUUUCCCACCUGCCUACCUGCAGGGCGCUGGGGGCCCCAAGGCCCAGAAGGGCACCAAAGUCAGGAUGUCUGUCCAGCGGAGACGGAAGGCCAGCGAGAGGGAGAAGCUCCGGAUGAGGACCUUGGCAGAUGCUCUGCACACCCUCCGGAAUUACCUGCCACCCAUCUACAGCCAGAGGGGCCAGCCACUCACCAAGAUCCAGACGCUGAAGUACACCAUCAAGUACAUCGGAGAACUCACUGACCUCCUCAACAGCGGGAGGGAGCCCCGGCCCCAGAGCGCCUGAGCCCCGGGGACUCCACUGUCCAGCUCCCUGGACCCACAGCACACAGUAUGUUUAUCUAGUCAGCGUGGUGACCUUGUUGCUGGGAAAGGGAGUUCCCACUGGACUUGGUGGAACUGCCAGACGAGCAGGUACUUUGCUUCCAGUUUUCCCACCACUUCUCAGGAGUCUCACCCUUUGCAAAGACACGGAUCAGUUUGCCUUUCUCGGUCUGUUCAAGUUAUUUUAAAGGGUCAAUGAUCUUAAAUGCAGUCUUUCAAUAAUGUGAAAUUGCUACAGUUCAUCUUCUCUGGUCCUUUUGGUGUUGGGAGUUUGCUUUCUGUUGCUAACUAACCAGUAUUUUGUACAGGAUCCAGGGUGACACCUGGAUUC